AUGAGAUGGCAUGUAGAGGGCCGUGUUGAAGAUCCUACAUGCAUGCGACAUCCUUCAGAUUCUAGGGUUUGGAAGGACUUUGAUAACAAACAUGAGAGGUUUUCUGAAGAUCCGAGAAAUGUUAGACUUGGUUUGGCAAGUGAUGGGUUUAACCCAUUCAAUAACAUGAGUAGGCCGGUACUUCUUGUGCCUUACAACUUGCCGCCUUGGGCAUGCAUGAAAGAUCCAUACACUAUGUUAUCGUUGCUAAUCCCUGGCCCAAAGUCACCAGGUAAUGAUAUUGAUGUGUUCUUGCGUCCUCUCCUUGAAGAGUUGAAGGAGUUAUGGGUAGAUGGUAUUCGUACCUAUCAUGCAUACAGCGGGCAAGACUUUACGUUGCAUGCAGCUCUACUUUGGACUAUCAAUGACUUCCCCGCAUAUGCCAAUCUUUCCGGUUGGAGCACGAAGGAUCACAUUUGGAGACGCAAGAAAAAUGUGUUUAAUGGGUAUGACGAGCACCAACUCCAACCAUCAAGGGUCGAGGGAGAGGAAUUGCUAGAACAAUUAAGUCAGGUGUCACAUUUUCAGUUUGGUAAAUCUUCUUCGAAGAGGAAACGAACGGCCAAUCAUCUUAACUGGACCAACAAAUCCAUAUUUUUUGAGCUUCCCUACUGGUUAUCCUUGGGUUUGAGACAUAACCUGGACGUAAUGCAUAUUGAAAAAAACAUAUGCGAUAAUGUGUUGGGAACUUUGUUGAACAUUGAAGGGAAAACUAAGGACUCUGCCAAUGCGCGUAGGGAUUUGGCAAAUCUUGGAAUAAGAAAAGAAUUGCAUUUACAACAUGAUGGCCGGUGUGUCAAUGCUAGUGAGGGAAAGAUCAGUGGAAUGAAGAGCCAUGACUGUCAUGUCUUUAUGCAACAACUAUUGCCAGUUGUUAUAGAAACUAAAUAUCAUCGAGAGGAACGCAAUACUAAUGUACCCAUUGAUGGGCCUGAGUCAGGAAAUGCUGCAAGUUUAUCUAUUUUCUCCCAAAAGGUUAGGCCAUUGGGGACUGUGUACUCACAUAAAUUAGCCGACACACUAAUGGUCAAGGCCCGAUGGGAUCACUAUAACAAGAUGAAAGAAGAGGACCCUCAUAACAUCGACCGUAGGCACCAAAGUCAAUUUCACGCUUGGUUUAGAGCACGCAUUCGAGAGAAACGUGCAGUGGCUCUAACGACAAUUUCUGAUGAGUUAUAUGCAUUAGCAUGUGGACCAGAACCGAUGGUCGCAUCUUAUGCAGGAUGCAUAAUGAAUGGUGUUCGAUUUCAUACUAAGGAGCGGGAAAGGCAUUGCCGCACUCAGAACUGCGGGGUGGUGGUUCAUGGAGAGCAUCAGGGAUCCCCUUGUGACUUUCAUGGUGUUCUAAAUGAUAUAAUAGAAAUACGCUACAUGGGUUGGCGCAAGGUUUAUCUAUUUCAAUGCACUUGGUAUGACGUUGGUGACCCGAGAAGGGGGAUACGUGUCAGGGACCACUUAACCAUAGUGAAUACGGAUAGGCAAUGGUAUAAAGAUGAGCCCUUAGCACUUGUGUGCCAAGAAACGCAAGUAUUUUACUUGUCCGAUCCGAUCUUGGGAGGAAGUUGGAAUGUCGUGCAAAAGGUUACAAGUAGGAAUGUUUAUAACAUUCGCACAAUGGCCCAAGUUGAGGAGAUGCUGGAUGAUGCUGAGUCAUCAGGGGAUGACCUUGAUGUCGAUGAGGGGGGGGGGGGGGGGAAUUUGAACAACUAUCCCCCUAGUCUUGCUGUCGAUGAAGCCAUGCCCGAACCACUUAUCCGAGUCGAUGAGGAGCAUUUGGUCGUUGCUCCAACCCCCAUCUCACCUCGUGGCCCGGCCCAACCAGUUGACGAUGAAGCAACACUGGACGACAUAGGUUCCAAUGAUAACUCUGAUAACGACACCACCCAUCAGCCAAUUGGGGAGACUGAUGAUGAUGAUGGUAAUGUAGAUAUGUGCUGUGAUUUUGUAACCUUUAAGUUGAAAAGCUGA
This is a messenger RNA of Carya illinoinensis, 2007 nucleotides long. RefSeq lists its product as uncharacterized. The record is from RefSeq and is a predicted model, not a curated record. Lineage: Eukaryota; Viridiplantae; Streptophyta; Magnoliopsida; Fagales; Juglandaceae. The transcript is spliced from 6 exons. The coding region runs from base 1 to 2007 and encodes 668 amino acids.